AUGAGUAGAGAUGUGAUAUUUGUAGAAGAAGAAGCUUGGAACUGGAAUCAAGAUGAAGUUGUCAAAGAUGCAGAAUUCAUUCUUGAAGAUGAAACAUCAAAAGCUCUGGUUGAAAUCACAAGAGAAGAUGAGCCACAAACUCCUCCACAUAGAAUACCGGCACUUAGAUCGCCAGUCUCUCACAGAAGUGCUGCAUCAUCAUCAUCAUCAGCAUUAGCAUCAUCAGAUGAUAGUUUUUUCAAACAACCAAGACCAAUGAGAAAUUUGCAGGAGAUAUAUGAAGCUACAGAAGAAGCAGAUUUGAAUUUGUUCUGCCAACUUGUAGAUAGUCCAUACCACCAUGGCAAAGAUGAUCUCCAGCUUGUAGAGAACGUCAAGCCUAUGCCAGCAACACUGUUUCUACAAGACAGCGGUAAGACCAUGGAUGAGGUCUACAGCAUAAUUCUUGAAAAGGUUGUUGAUGAUGCUAGAAGCUGCUAUGUUAAACGUUCAACCAAUAAAUACAAUCGUGAGCAAUUUGCAACAAUGAUACUCUUGGAUGGUUGUUUCAUUCUAGCUAUAAUUGAGGACUUCUUCCCCUAUGUUGACAAUCAAAAAUCAAAAUAUGAUGAUGUUAGAGAUCAUCUAGGCCUUUUAUUUUGGUUUUCAACAUUUGACCAUAUAUUUUACUUGCUUGAGAAUCAACUCCCAUUUCAAGUUCUUGAGUUGCUAAUGAGCUUAAAAUUCAAAGAAGAUGAGGGGAUGGAAUCCAUCAACAAGUUAUUGAAUUUUUUUGAUUUCUAUGGACUCUAG
Messenger RNA from Camellia sinensis, 792 nucleotides. The record is from RefSeq and is a predicted model, not a curated record. NCBI's taxonomy places the organism in Eukaryota, Viridiplantae, Streptophyta, Magnoliopsida, Ericales, Theaceae.